Messenger RNA from Limanda limanda (common dab), 582 nucleotides. RefSeq names its product lymphocyte antigen 97, tandem duplicate 3 (gene ly97.3). Lineage: Eukaryota; Metazoa; Chordata; Actinopteri; Pleuronectiformes; Pleuronectidae. The transcript is spliced from 4 exons. The record is from RefSeq and is a predicted model, not a curated record. Bases 113 to 403 code for a protein of 96 amino acids.
ACAGAGUAUGAACAGGUAUAAAAAGAGGAGGCGUCUUCGAAUGCAUCUCAUUCACUGGCAGAAACCAAGAUAGACAUUCAAAUCCCUCUGUGUUGCAUUGUCGAGAAGAACAAUGAAGCUGCUGGUCUUGGCUCUAACCGUCGCCUUGCUGUUUACAGCCGGUGAGGCCCUGAACUGCCACCAGUGUGUCCCCAGGAGGGCCGGAGAAAGCUGCGAAACUGCCGUCCAAACCUGUAAACCGGGGAAGGACGGCUGUGCUGCGGCCAGGUUCCUCAGAGCUCCACACGGCUAUUACCAGAAAUGCAUGGCUCUGUCAGACUGUGAGAUGCUGAAGAUGAAUUCCUACAUCGACAUAAAGUGCUGUGGCGAUGACAUGUGCAACACCUUUGACAAUCCAGCAUAAAGAAUUCAAAGAGCACGACGAUGUGUUGGAGAAGCUUUUUUUUUCUCGCGCGAGGAAUUCAUCCCAGAGGACUUCGGCCGAGCACAUCUCUGAAAUCAAACGGCUACUUACAGCUAAAAUAAGACGAUAAUAAACACUGUAAACUCGAUCACCCCGGCAAAUAAAGGUGUUUGAAUUCC